This is a messenger RNA of Penicillium concentricum, 1542 nucleotides long. RefSeq lists its product as uncharacterized. The coding region runs from base 1 to 1542 and encodes 513 amino acids. Gene Ontology annotation, cellular component: membrane. The record is from RefSeq and is a predicted model, not a curated record. Gene Ontology annotation, biological process: transmembrane transport. Lineage: Eukaryota; Fungi; Ascomycota; Eurotiomycetes; Eurotiales; Aspergillaceae. Gene Ontology annotation, molecular function: transmembrane transporter activity. The transcript is spliced from 2 exons.
AUGGCACCAGAUCUAGCUCCGGCUACCCUCAUGGCCGAUGAGAAGGGCUAUUCCCACAAGGAGGAGAUGGUUCUGCAAUCCACGGACAUAGCAGCAGAACGCGGACACGCUGCGACAGACCAGUAUGGCCGCGCACUAGUGGAGCUUGACCACUCAGCUGAGCGACGACUACGAAUGAAGAUCGACUUAUAUAUCGUGCCCACCGUGGCGCUGCUAUACCUGUUCUGUUUUAUUGACCGCGCAAACAUUGGAAAUGCCAAGUUGGCGGGCUUCGAGAAAGACCUGAAACUAAAAGGCAAUGAUUACAAUAAGGUCUUGUCCGUCUUCUAUAUUUCAUACAUCAUUUUUGAGGUGCCAUGUAAUAUUAUUUGCAAGUGGAUGGGCCCUGGCUGGUUCCUUCCAUUGACCACCCUACUUUUCGGUGUUUGCUCCCUUGGGACCGCCUUCGUCCACGAUAUUCAAUCUGCAUCGGGGGUCCGAUUCGUGCUGGGGGUUUUCGAGGCUGGAAUGAUGCCGGGUAUUGCUUAUUACCUGUCGCGAUGGUAUCGACGCAGUGAGCUAGCUUUCCGCAUCUCGCUCUACAUUGUCAUGGCUCCGCUGGCAGGCGCGUUCGGAGGUCUGUUGGCCUCAGCCAUUCUGAAACUCGACCAUUUCGGUGGUCUGAAGACUUGGCGCAUGAUAUUCGCAAUUGAAGGCAUCAUCACUAUCGCUCUUGGCCUCAUUGCCUUCUUCACGCUGACGGAUCGUCCUGAGACGGCCCGCUGGCUGAGCCAGGAAGAGAAGGACCUGGCGAUUGCGCGUCUUAAGUCCGAGCGUGUGUCUACGACUGAAGUCUUGGACAAGAUGGACAUCGCGAAGAUGAAACGGGGAAUUUUCAGCCCCGUCACGCUGGGAACUGCCUUUAUUUUCCUUCUCGACAACAUUACCGUGCAGGGUCUUGCGUUCUUUGCCCCUACCAUCGUGCGCACUAUCUACCCGGAGAACAGUGUUGUCUCUCAGCAGCUGCAUACAGUGCCUCCAUACGUUGUGGGUGCAUUUAUUACCGUGCUCCUCCCCUUACUGAGCGGGUUUUUUGACCGCCGUAUGAUCUACUUUGUUCUCUGUCCUCCUCUGAUGAUGGUGGGUUAUAUCAUGUUCCUGGUUAGCAAGGACUCUAUGGUGCGCUACGGUGCAACCUUCCUCAUAGCCAGUGGUGCCUUUGUCUUCGGUGCCCUCUGCAAUGCGCAUGUCUCUAAUAAUGUAGUGUCCGAUACGGCACGUUCUGGUGCUAUCGGCAUCAAUGUCAUGCUGGGAAAUAUCGGCGGACUGAUCUCUACUUGGUCGUUCCUUCCCUUUGAUGGCCCUAACUACCAUAUUGGAAACGGAUUGAACCUGGCGACGUCGUCCUUGAUGCUGAUCCUGGGUGCGUUGAUGUGGAUGUGGAUGAAAUGGGACAACAAAAAGCGCGACAAGGCGGAUAUCGAUCAGGCUCUGGCUGGAAUGUCGCAGAAGCAAAUCCAGGACUUGGAUUGGCGCAACCCAGCCUUCCGGUGGCGGACAUAG